Messenger RNA from Naegleria fowleri, 2082 nucleotides. RefSeq lists its product as uncharacterized. Gene Ontology annotation, molecular function: ABC-type transporter activity; ATP hydrolysis activity; ATP binding. Gene Ontology annotation, cellular component: membrane. Lineage: Eukaryota; Heterolobosea; Eutetramitea; Acrasida; Naegleriidae. The transcript has 5 exons. The record is from RefSeq and is a predicted model, not a curated record. The coding region runs from base 1 to 2082 and encodes 693 amino acids.
AUGUCAACACCAACAGCCACCGCCAAUACGACUCCUCUUGUUGUUGGAAUGCGCAGUGCUGAGAAUCUUUUCGAAAAUGACAGAGAAGAACAGACCAUCACAAACCAAACUAUGAUUACUCAUCCGCCACAUGCCAUUCCAUCCAUUUAUUCAAAUAUGGAAUCUCUUGCGGCGAUCAGUAGUAGUAGCACUUCAUUCACAACCACUUCUGCUGCCGUAGUUGUUGAGAACAACAAUAAUUCCAUCUCGAUUGAAAUGAAAUCCUAUCAUCAGAAUCACAAUUCUGUAAAAGGUUCGUAUGGUCGAACAGUUCCGAGUGUCAUGUUGGAAUGGCAUGACUUGACCUAUGUGGUGAAAGUGAGACCCUCAUUGCCAGCCUCGAAAUUGACCACUCCUCGAGAACGAUUGGCAUUUACAAUGAAGAAUUUAUUUAGAAAGGAACAAAAAGUCAUUUUGCAUGCCAUGAGUGGUUAUGUGAAACCUGGUUCUGUUUUGGCAAUUAUGGGACCUAGUGGAGCUGGUAAAACCUCUCUCCUCAAUAUUCUCUCUCAACGAGUCAAACCCACUAGUGGCUCUCUCCUCGCCAAUAAAUCCAAAGCAGGAAAAGCCUUUCGAUCCAUCAGUGCCUUUGUUCAACAAGAUGAUGUCCUGUUGCCUAAUCUCACCGUCCGAGAGACCCUUCGUUAUACAGCUCUUCUCCGUUUAGAUUCCUCAAUUCCCAAUAAGGCCAAGAUGGAACGAGUGGAUACCAUCAUGCAGGAAUUGGGACUUUCCAAAGUGGCCGAUACGAUUGUGGGACUUCCUGGACUUUCGAAAGGAAUUUCGGGAGGUGAGAGAAAACGGCUCUGUAUUGCCAUUGAGUUACUCACGGAACCGAGUGUGUUGUUUUUGGAUGAGCCAACGACAGGUUUGGAUGCAAAAACAAGUUUGAAUGUAAUUCAAUUGAUCAAUCGUUUGGCUCAACAACAUGGAAGAACAAUUGUGUUGACGAUUCAUCAACCUCGCAGUGAUAUCUUUCAAUUGUUUGAUCGUCUAUUAUUGUUGGCACGUGGCAAAAUUGCCUAUUUUGGUGACGCCCACAAAGUCAUUCCUUAUUUUGAAAAAAUUGGAUAUCAAUGUCCUGAAGAGUUCAAUCCAGCUGAUUUCGUCAUGGACAUGGUCACAGAAAAUCCAGCUCUUGCUUCAGAAAAUUCAGAAAAGGGAAAACGAUUUAAAGUUGAACAAGAGAAACGUAUUGAACGAAUCUUGUCCUUCUAUUCCGAUUCAGAAUUGAAAAAGGAGAAUUCUCAAAUAAUGGAAAAGACUUUAUUGCAGUCACAAAAUGAAGGAGAGCCAGAACUCACCACACUCAAGAAAUCAUCAAAAUAUAACUCGAAUUGGUUCUAUCAAUUCUUCGUGGAUCGAUUGGGAGUGUUAUUCUUCUCGACUAGUAACUUGUUUUUUGGAAGUCUAUCCUCCUCAUUGAAUAUUCUCCUUCAGGAUAAACCAGUCUUAUUGAGAGAACGUGGAGCGAAAAUGUAUCAUGUGAGUAGCUUUUAUUUAGCACGUGUGGUAGCAGAUAUUCCAGGAGCAGUGUUUUAUCCGAUCUUGUUUGGCUCGGUGAUUUAUUGGUGGCUAGGAUUGAAUGCUGCAGUCGAGAGAUUUUUCAUGUUUAUUUUGAUUAUUGUGGUCAUGAGUCUGACAGGACAAGCUUUAGGAUGUGCCAUUGCUAGUUUUGCUCCAAAUCCUGGGGUGGCCUUUACAAUCAUGCCUGUAGUGGCAACAGUGCUCAUGUUAUUUGGAGGAUUUUAUAAGAACUUGGCAACUAUUCCAGUGUAUUUUAUUUGGAUUUAUUGGACCAGCAUUUUCCACUUUGUUUUCGAGUCAUUUGUCAUUAAUGAGUUUAAGGGAUUGAAGCUGGAGUGUCCUUCCUCUUCUUUCUGCCCAUUUCCUAAUGGUGAUGCUGUGUUGGAGAAUUUGGAAAUGGACACGGUGAUGUCGGUGACUUGGAUUAACUUGGGAUUGGGUCUCGCUCUCAUCCUGGUGUAUCAUAUCUUUGCCUAUACUUGUUUGAGAUUGGUUGUGAAACCAAAAGGAGGUUAA